This is a messenger RNA of Meloidogyne enterolobii, 978 nucleotides long. The record is from the annotation of a GenBank genome assembly. NCBI's taxonomy places the organism in Eukaryota, Metazoa, Nematoda, Chromadorea, Rhabditida, Meloidogynidae.
AUGCAGUCCGAAUUAAUUUUUGAAUGCCGUAGGCGUUUAACACUCAUUAGUGGGGUGUUUGCCAAAUUUGCUCAAAAAGUUCAAGUAAUUUGCCAACAAAAUUACGACUUUAAGAAAGACCUUCAAAAUUCCAACAAUAAAUUAAUUGGAGUAUUAGCCACAAAUUCAUUAUUAGAAGAACAGUCAGAACAACUUCUUUUGCGAGUUCAUUCACUUUCCUGCCAACUCUACUCAAAAACAGCUCCACACGAAUCAGAAAUUAUUAAAAAGAAAUUGGUUGGAAAAAUAAAUUUUUUUGAAACAAAUUUUAUUAAAAAAAAGGAUAAAGAAAUGAGAAUGUUUAACACAAAAAAUUUACCAAUUACAAAAUCACAAGCUGAAAUUUCUUUAUUAAAAGAAGAAAAUCUUAAAUUAAAAAGUCUUCUAAAUUCGGUUCAUUCCGAAAUUUAUGGAGCUCGUUUAGCUGCUAAAUAUUUGGAUAAAGAAUUGGCUGGACGGAUUCAGCAAAUUCAAUUGCUUGGUCGCAAUAUGCGAGGAGCUCAGCAUGAUCGUCUAUGGAAUCAGUUAGAAGCGGAAAUUCAUCUUAAUAGGCACAAAACAGUUAUUAAAGCUUGUCGUGUGCUUGAAAUAAACAACAUUUCGAGACGGAAAAAUCUGAACGAGAAUUCUAAAGCCUCUCCUUCCGUCUAUUUUGACAAAAGGGGUGUCGGAAAGACACGUCGCAUUCAUCUCCAUUUGGAAGAUAAUGAAGGCCUGGGUAUUUCUAUUACUGGAGGAAAAGAGCAUGGAGUCCCUAUUAUUAUUUCUGAAUUGCAUUCUGGGCAAGCUGCAGAAACAAGCGGAAAUUUGUUUGUUGGAGAUGCUAUACUUUCUGUUAACGGGAAAAGUCUUAAUAAUUUGAAGCAUUCACAAGCUGUGAAAAUUUUAAAUAAAGAGGUGAUUUUGAAAGUUAAACGUUUAUCAGGCCGACUUUACUGA